This is a messenger RNA of Myxocyprinus asiaticus (Chinese sucker), 903 nucleotides long. RefSeq names its product protein reprimo A. The transcript has a single exon. The coding region runs from base 226 to 537 and encodes 103 amino acids. The record is from RefSeq and is a predicted model, not a curated record. NCBI's taxonomy places the organism in Eukaryota, Metazoa, Chordata, Actinopteri, Cypriniformes, Catostomidae.
UUGAGCAGAAGCGCUCAGUGAGUGUAGUUACAGAAGGCAACAUCAGUGCGGGAGCGCGUUUUGGGACGCCAGUGCACCAAAGUCGCCGAGCUGGAUGGGUGCGCCUGACUUUACACGCACAAUUUUUGACAAAACCUCACGUGUUCAGACUUUCACAUCCGAACUCCCUGAACACAUUGAUUCAUUCGAGGAUUUUAUCUGCGCCGUGUCUUUUGGAAAGUGGACAUGAAUUCUACAUUCAACCAAACUGACGGUGGAAUCUUCUCCAACCGGACUGAGGAGAUCCUGUUGUGCUGUAACUUCUCAUCGGUGGUGACGGAUAACGGCUUUAUGGCGGCCGCUCCGGACGAGAGAAGUCUCUUCGUCAUGAGAAUAGUUCAGAUCGCGGUGAUGUGCGUCCUCUCCCUCACCGUAGUCUUCGGGAUCUUUUUCCUGGGCUGUAACUUGCUUAUCAAGUCGGAGGGAAUGAUUAACUUUUUGGUAAUGGACCGGAGACCCUCCAAAGAGGUAGAGGCGGUCAUCGUGGGCGCGUACUAAAAAUGAUGAGGAUUAUCUACUGCCAGAAAAGAAGUGUGACCUGUCAAGUUUAUGCACCACCUGAUGGACACAGUGUUAUUUGUCUUGGUCUGAACUUCUAUGGAAAUAAACUGAACGCACUGUCUCCUUAUUGCGCACACGCCUUUUCACCUUCUUCAUUUAUGGAUGAACCACCCAAAUCUCCUAUGAACAUACAUGCAUGAAGUCUUACAUUUGUCAUUGAAAAUAUUUAUGAGCAAACUCAGAUGAGAUUGUUUUGUAAUGGUUAUGGAUCUCUCAUCUGUAAAACACAACGUGAGCACUGCACAGACUAGUUAUUUGUUGUUUGGUACGAUUAAGCUGUCAUGUUUAAUACAAUAAAUUCAU